UAAUCUUACUUAUUUUGAUUUCUCUAGUCUUGAACCUAGUGGGACGGUCUCAACAAUCAGUUAUGGAGAGGUCAGUAGCACUGACAGAAUAAAAGCCACGAGGGGUCCAUUUAAUGCGUGUCCCGGGAAGAUCUCACAAAUUUCAUGUCACCCGAUGAUUUAGAAGAAGAAGAAGAAAAAAAGAAGAAGAAAUAGUUGUCUGUUGUUUUGAACCAUCAUUUUUGGAGUAGUGACCAAUUACUUAACCUAAAACCAAUAUUUUACACAAAGACAAAAGGAGCACAGUCAGGACUACCAACUACAUAUGAUCCAGGACUGUCAUCUCCAUACCAAGGAAAAUUAAGCCAUAAGGUGUGAGUACGAAUCUGAAAUGGGACUGAACAACAAUGAGCUGCGAUUUCAGAACAAAGCUGAUGCAGUACAACAUACAGUGCAUGUGAAAUUACAGCAUGCAGUCUUUCCAAGAAGGGAGGCGGGAGCCUCAGCAUCAAUCUAAGUAUGCCUCAACAGCCAGGCCUCAACCACCUUCCACUUCACGCCUCACCCAAGUGGAUACAGCCAAACCAGCCAAAAGGAUCACCUUCUACAGAAGCGGGGAUAGCCAGUUUGGGGGUGUCAGGAUGGCCAUCCACAAGCGCAGCUUCAAAUGCUUUGAUGCCCUGCUGGACGACCUUUCACAAAAGAUGCCCCUUCCAUUCGGUGUUCGGACUGUGACCACGCCUCAUGGCACACACAUUAUCAAAGAUCUGGAGGAACUCCAGGACGGGGGCUGUUACCUUUGCUCUGACCAGCGCCAGCCUAAACCAGUCAACAUGGUCCAUGCCAGCAAACGUCAAAGCAUUUGGCAUCAUCACAGUCGCAUAACCCAGCAACCAGAAGCCUUGCCCACGUCUUCACCUGGCCACCUGGCUCAGAGGCAUCGACGGAUUCUUCUGAUUAAAAACACGGAUCCAGGGAUGCGGAGAAAUGUUGUACUGAGCAGGAGAGCAAUCAGAAGCAUGAGGGCCUUUCUUGAAGAGGUAUCUGAGGUGAUGCAGUUCCAUGUCCGAAAUAUUUUUACUCCAGAUGGACGCAAGGUUGACAGUGUUCAAAGUCUGAUGACCUGCGCUGGAGUUUUGGUGUGUGUCGGCGGAGAGCCCCUCAGUCCGUUGUUGUUGAAGUUCCUGCGUAAAAGCUCAGAAGAAAAACUGCCUGCUUUGAGCAGCAGGUCCCCUGCUCUUGGUCCCAGGACUCCUGGAAAUGGGGCUCGAUCCCCUGGUAUUCAAGAAGCAAGAUCUUCCCCUCAUGGAGCUCAGUCCAGAGCCAGUGAGUGCAGUGAAGGACAAGAGAGCAAGAAAAGUGUUAACUUUGGUCUGGAAACAAAAAAGAGCAUCAUCCACCCUCGGUCUGAUUCAUCAACCCGAUCCACUCGAUUGUCAUUGUCCUCAGAGAAAUCCUUUGUCAAUGGAAUAAGACAACACUUGCAGCAGAGACCAGAUAUAUUGAAUGAUGACAUUGAAAAGCGUGUCCUAGUCAACAAGGAUGGCAGUCUUUCCGUGGAAAUGAAGGUGCGUUUUCGCCUCCGCAAUGAUGAGACCUUGCAGUGGUCCACACAGAUUGGAAGAUCACCCUCUCUGACAAGUGAUAGCUGCCCUCCAACCCAUCCCCACCCUCCUUACUUACAAAAUGGCCAAUCAGGGAGCUGCUCUGAUUGCACAAGGUUUGACCAAGGUUAUAUGAACUAUUCCAAUCAAUCGCUCCAUCAUUCAUUGGAUGUAAACCAGUGCCCCUGCUGUUACCAGAUGCAAAGACACCAGUACAACCUCUGGGAAAACCCAAUAAAAAACCAUAAGCACCCACCCACCCGACCUCCAUACAUAUCUACCCACAGUCACACUGCAAUUAGACACUCACAUUCCACUUGCUCAUCCUCAUCUUGUAACUCAAUGAGAGUAGUGCGUUGCCAAGCAAAACUCUCCAACUGUGGAAGUGUUUCAGAUUCAGAGCAUAGCCAACAUGUCCAAGAGGAAACAUGUGUAAUGGAACAGGUAGAGCAAAGAGUAGAGAUGGGACCAAAUGAAGAUACUAAUGAGGUGUGUAUGAUGAGUAGGUGCUCUAGUCAGAGUGAAAUGAUAACCCUAAAUGGAAAUGUGAGAUCUCUUAGCGAGAGGUCACUCGAAGAUGAGCCAAUGGAUGAAGAGGUGGGUCAACCUCUGUCUAGAAUCAGCAGCUCUUCACAAGUACUUCGGUCAUUAAAAGAAGAUCAGGAUAUUGAUGAUGACCUACCACCGAGUGCUUCACAGUGCUCCCAUAGAACUAAGCCGUCCCGGAAUGGUCACUUGAAUGCUAAUCAGGCACUUAGCCAUUCAACUGAGCUGGACAAGCCUGAAGAUCAGGAUGAUAAAGUAAGUGGAACGAGAUCCCCAGUCACCUCUUGUCUAUGUGGAGCUGACACCCAUCACACUGCAAGAGAAGCAACAGAAACAGAUCAAACUCAGAGAUUCAUCUCCAAUGUAAGUAGAGCCUCUUGUAGGUCCAUCAAAGUUUCAAACCAAACAAAUGGGAGUGAACAGAUACAGAGCAUUAUUGAAGCUUUAUCCUGUACCUCCAGCCAGUCAGGGAUGGCGAGUGUAUGUCCUAACUGUGGGGGCUACAAAUGGGUGGUCAACACCAAUAGCAGUAGUAGAGUAUCACAGAAAUCAUGUCGCACUCCUCAAGGUCCUUCAAACCUCACUUUAUCUCUUGAAAACCAAGAGAAUGACAGUUACUCUACGAACGAUGAUGCUUUGUCUACACGAUCCAACAAAACAAAUCUCACAGCACAUGGAUCUGUCAUACCAAAUGCCCUGACAGGUCGAGCAUCCAGUGCCAUUUCCAGAAUGUCCAGUCCUGUGUCAAUAAAAAAGGAACAAGAAAGCGCCACCUCAGCUAUAACCCACAAAUCCAACACAGAAUGUCAGUCACAGAAAUCUGCAUCUACUGGUGCCACAACUGAAAAUAAGAAAGAUAGAAGCUCCAGUGCUGCGUCAGGACAGUCCAACAAGACUCACAAGUCCAACUUUAGUGGCACAUUUAAAAGCUCUAACGUCACAACAACAGAGGAACCAGAUGGAAGCACCCAUGACAAAACAGAAGCAAAACCUUGUAUUUCACCUCAGACUGUCUCGGGUCUCAUGAUGAACUCUCCAGCUGACAGUAAAGGAUUGGAAAACACAAACUGCAGAUCUCAUAAUUGUCUUUCUGGAAAUUCAAAUGUUUAUAUCAAGUCUGGCAAAGAAGACAGACCCAAUAGUGUUCUCUCAACUAAAUCAUCAAAGUCAAUUAUAUCAGGAAAGUCCAAAACAUCUUGCCACAAUUCCACGACUAGUGAGUGUGCAAUACAUGAGCCAAUAGUGGUACAGCAAAACGAAAAGGAAGAAAAAGACACAUGUCUGGAAAACCCCAAAUUUGUAGACAACAAAUCAGACCUUAAUACAACUCAAGAAAGGGCAACCAGUGCUUUGUCUGCAAACUCAACAACCUCUUGUCAGACAACCUGCACCGCAGGAUCUACCAAUCUAAAGAAAGACAAAGUUUCCUCAGUUGAGGGGAAUGGAAAUAAAUCAGAUGAUGCUAAAGUGCAGAUGGCAGGUUCCAUCUCGAUGAAGUCAAACUCUUCAUUGGGCUCCUGUGCCUCUCAGAAGUCAGUUGCUGCCAAGCCUCUAAAAUCAGCCUCCCCAAGACCAAAUGUAGUCACCAUUCAAGCCCCAGAAAGGGUUGAUAAGGUUAGUGAGGCAACAGAGACAACCCAAAAAAAUGCCAAUAUUGAUGUUGGAGGUGAAGAGAUAAAAAAAAGAAAUGGCCAAAAGAAAGCCACUGAACACACUUAUGGUCAAAUGUUGUCACCCACUAGAACAAAUUCAUCCCGGGCCCAUUUCCAGAAAGAUAGGUCUCCAUCACCCAGCAGUACUAGUGAGGUAAGAGGUCAGAGUGCCUUCUCAGUUCACUCAGUAACAUCUUCUAAAUCUGGAAGUUAUAAAUGCAACUGUGUUCUAGCUUUGACACUUGAAGAGGAAAAGAAGAAAGGGCUGGGAGAAGAAAAUGAAGCAAAGAGAGAUACAGAAAAAAAUGAAUUAAAUGACAUGGGGGGCUCAAGAGGCACAGCGCAACCAAGUCAAAACUCAUCUGGGUCCAUUUCUCUUGAGCUGCCCGAUGACCAUGAAAUGUGUGACGUGGACAGCUGCAAGUCUUGCAUGUCAUUGCCUAAUAACAAUCACAACAAGGAUAGACUGAAGACAGCAACUCUAAAUGUCCAGUCAAUAUUGUCUAAUAAGUCCAAAGCCAAAGAGAGUUUGAAAGAAAGCAAUGUUCCUACUAUUGAAGCACCUUGCUCUGAUGAGGAUGUUGACAACCAUCCUGAGAACUGUAUUUGUGCCAGCCCAGCCUCAAGCUGUAAAAUUAAAGGCAUCAAUGAAAACAGGACCUCAUCUUCACUGUCAUCAGCUGGUGCCAAUGUUAAAAAUUCUAAGCUUUCUCAACAAACUGAUGGCGAUGUGAAAAAUGUUGACAUUGACAACAAUGGUUCCAAAAAAUCAGAAAAUAGUGGUGAAGAAAAACAGAAUAGCCUCAUGAACAAGGCAGCAGGUGGACUAUUCAGUGGACUCUGUUCCCUCACGAGUGACUUGGCAGCUGAUGCAAAUGUGAAUGGCUAUGAAGAGAGUAAAGGAGAAGGUAUUGUCAAAACAACUGAAAGUGGCAGUGUCCAGUCUGGAAAAACAUCCAGUUCUUCAAAGAAUGUGAUGUCAGUCAGGUUCUCAAGGCAAGACAACUCUAGACGGUGUAGUAAAGAGACAUGUCGUGAAAGCACCCUGUCUGCUGCUGAUCUACUCAUGGACACCAAGCCCAUUCGGCAACAUUGUCAUCAGUCUGCAAAGGCAAGCAAAGACAGCAGCAAACAGCACGUUGAGAAAAUUAGGAGGCAUGAGAUAAAGAGGAACCAGAAAGAUCAGGGUGAAGGGACAGAAGUAAGCCCUGCAUGGCUGCCCAAUGCUUCGCCCAGUGAAGUCGUCAGUGAUUGGUUGUGUAGCAUUCCUUCAAAUAGCAACAUGAUCACUCUCGAGGAGCAAUCUGAGGAAUUGAUGGCUCAAGAUAAAGCGGAUGUAAAAGAAUCAAAUGAGGAAAUCACUGAGAAUGAUCAAUUAGAUGAGACACAGAAUAUUUGGGAUGACGAGAAAGAAGAAGAAUGUGCAACAGUAACUGAAAAAAAUCCAGAUCUGACUGCAGGUACUGGUGCAAUAGAAGCUUCUCCCCAGUCGAGUUCUCUGUGGAGUGGUGAAAAGGCAUUGCCUAAGAACUGGCGCUCUUCAGCUGCAGUGAUGAAGGUGCUUCUCAACUCCUCCCUGGGACGUUGUAGAAGCUUGCCUGAGGUGUCUCCAGUUUAUGGCCGCAGACUAAGCACAUCAGCCAGAGGUCUCCUUGACUGUUUGGCCCAACUUCAGCUCAUUGAGCCCCUGGGGGGUCAAGGUUGCAGCAAAAAUGAAGACAGAAGCCGGCAGUAUGGUGACAUUAUAGCCAUUCUUCAAUCCCUUUGGCUCACUGAACCUAAAGACAUUGAGACCAAGGACACCGGCACAGAACAAGUGACCCCACCAAGGUCUUCAUCAGGGGUAGGCAUGAGCAGUGGCUCUGGUGGCUCAGGGAAGGACCAUGACCAUCAAGGAGGAGACGAAAUACUCCCCAAUGUAUCUUCACAUGAGGAUGAGGGUGUGGAGAAGUGUUUAGAGGAGGAACUAGAACAUCAAACCUUGGAAAUUAAGGAGAUGCUAUUUUUAAAAGAACAACCAUUUCGCAGUGAGGACCAAAUUCAAGUCGGUCCAAUUCUCGAAAAUCUAAAAGAAGGGGAUCCCUCAUCAUCUGACAAAAGCUCGGCCAACAACAGCUCCAACUUUAGCUCAACAACACCUCCAACAAUUUUAAAAGCAUCAUUUUCAAAUAAACCAUCCCAAGAUCCAGAUCCAGUGUGGGUCUUGCACCUCCUGGAGAAGCUGGAGAAGGAAUUCAUGAACCACUACAUUGAUGCCAUGGCAGAGUUUAAAGUCCGUUGGGACAUUGAUGACAGCCUCAUUCUAGACACAAUGAUUUCAGAGCUGAGGGAUGAGGUGAGACACCGAAUCCAACGCAGCAUUAAGCGGGAAAUGAGUAAGAUUCACAGUCGAUCUGGGCGUGGGGGUAGGUCACCACGGCCUCCAAAUGGAGCAAAUCUAUCCAGGGAGUCCACCAUGACAGAGAAGCGGCGACGGAUGCUGAAGGUCAUGAAGAAUCAGUCAGUCAAAACUGCUGACUCCUUCAGUGAUGGCGAGAUGACAGCCGAGUUUAGUGACCAACAAAGUGAUGACGAGUACUGUCCAUGUGAUGCUUGCGUACGCAGGAAAAUGGCAGCCAGGCCUCUCAAAAUGAACACUGCUUCUGUUGACGCUCCUGUGAUGAAAGAAUUUGAUCUUCUGAAAAUACUACAGCUCAAGAAGAGCCCCGCAACUGUCCCUUCAUCUGUGUCACAGCCUAAAGAUAAGUGCCAUGACAGUGUGAUCAUAGAGGAGGAAAUGAGGAGUUUAGAGGUUGUGCAAGAGGAAGAGGAGGACGAUGAAUCCAGCGAAGAUUUCAAAACCGUUUUAGAAACAACAAUUCCUGAGGAUGAUGAGGAUCCAGCUGAAGAGGCGAAGUGUGAAGGUGAUGAGGGGGAAGAUGACGAAAUAACAGAGGACGGGGAAUCUGGGCACUCACAGAUCUGUGGGGGGGAAUUGUGCACAAGGAAAGAAUCACCAGAGGAGCCUGACAAAACAAGUCACAACAUGGGAGGUGAAGGGGGGAAGGAGACUGAAGAUGAAGCCAAGACAGCAGAGGAGGGGGUUGAGACAGUAUACGAUGAGAGGAAGGCCCAGGGCGACAAGGUUGAUGGAGGAGUGACGACUGAAAGAACUAAUGGUGGAGUACAUACUGAGGAGGAAGAGCAAAACGUUAUCGAGGACUCUACAAAUCAAGAUCUUGAAGAAUCCAAAAUUUGGGGGGAGAAGGGAAACACCAGUGCUUCAGCAGGGGCUGAGGAUGAAGAUGAGCCAGAGGAGGAGAAGAAUGAUGGCACUGGAAGGUCUCGAAAAGAAGGCGAGUCGUCACUGCAAGGAAGAGCCUCAGGGAAGGGCGAAGAAGCCAAAGCUGAAGACUCAGACCCUGAAGCUAAACAUCCAAGUGACGACAGCGCAGAGUCUGAGUCUGAAACUCACAGUGGUAACGAGGUGGAUGUGAGCACAACAGCAGAUGGCGCUCUAAUGCAUCAGUUCACCAGGACUUCAGUGGAGUCUCAGCAGGGCUCCUUGGAAGACUGAGACACUGAAGUCGAAACAAAACUAACUCUUGGCUCUUUCUCCCAUUCAAAGACACUUUAGAACAGGUGGACACACCAGGACACUUGAUGCACUUUAUUUCUCUCCUGUGGGAGUCCGAGUGAUAUGGAACUUGAUUUUUUUUUUUUUUAAGAAAACAGACUGAGCAUUUAAAGGAUGAGAAUGUUUUGAAUUAAACUUUUAUAUUUAAUCAAUUAGAUCCUCAUAGAUCUUGCAGUAUGGUUGUAGUUACCAUCAUGUUUAUUCAUUAUUUUUGCAUAUAUUAUGUGUAACAUUUCUCUAUUACGUGACAGUUGAAAGGUCAACUGUUACCUUGCUAGCUGCUUAAAUACAAAAAUAUGUAACGCUCAUGUUUAUGAGUACAAUUUUAAAGAAAUCUUAACACAAUCAGGGAAGUAUAGUUAUUCACUUUCAUCUUUAGUAACAUCUGUAUUUAUAAUGUGUAUCUAAACAGUUAGAAGCCUUAGUAAUGUAUUUGUUAAAGUGUGUCAUCACCUUGAGGCCAGGUUUAUAUAUUGUCAUCGAAAUUGUAUAGCUACUGGGAGGUUUAUUUUCCAGGUAGUAGUCUGCGAGACCAAUAUAUUUAAGCAUAAAUAAUAAAUCAAAUGUUUAUCAGUGUAAUUAUUUAUUCAUUGCUUUACUGUGUUAGUGGCAUGAUUCUCCCUCCUCGGUAAACUAAUGGGUUCAAUGAACUAUGUGAUAUUCAGAUGGGGGGUGCAUAAGCAGCCAUGUGGAUCGCCAGCGUGACAUGUGAAACUGAUGCCUUACAGUAUCCGUGGUUAUACAGGAUAGAAAACAAGCUCAAGGGCCAUGCUCAAGUCGAUGGGCUCAAAGCUCUCUCUGCAGAGAUGUUCAAUGACAGAUGAUGUAUGGGGCUCUGCUUCUGAGCUCGCCAAGGGGACGGAAAAGUGUGUUGCUAUCGGUGUGUUUGGAGAAGUGGACACAAAUAAAAGCAAUGGAAAAUAUGUCAAUUGAACAAAAACAAGAAUUUACACAUGCUCAACUUCCAAAGGACCUUGACAUAUUAUUUGGACCCAUGUAGGCCUGUUCUGCUGUCAUCAGCAGGGUACAGGUGGGACCCAAUUGCAAGAUGUAAGGAAAAAGAGCGUUCCAAAAACCCUACACGUUUGACGUUGUACACAGGUAGUCAGUCAGUGAAUUUAAAAUGGUAUAGCCAAAAAAGGAAGGUUAAUAAACAAGCAGGGUCAGGGAUUACUUGAAUAAGUGGCAAGAAUAAAAAGAAUUGUGGGUGUUUGACAAUGGGGUGCAAUGAGUUGGCAAUGAGACAGGCUGAGACUCAACGCUUAACAUACUGAACAAAAAUAUAAACACAACAACUGAGUUUUUGUUCCCAUUAUCAUGGGUGCCUGGCAAUCAGUUCAGGGUGUACACCCAGCUCUUGCCAGCAGUUAACUGGGAUAGGCUCUAGCAUACCUGUGACCCAUGUGAUGAUAACCAGUGUAAAAAUUGUUAGAUGGAUGGGUGACCUUGAAGACUUUUUCUAUUUUAUUUUUCAUGUUGUCCACAAAUCUGUGUUAGUGAGCAUGUUUCCUUUGCCAAUA
Molecule: messenger RNA, 8917 nt
Organism: Syngnathoides biaculeatus (alligator pipefish)
Lineage: Eukaryota; Metazoa; Chordata; Actinopteri; Syngnathiformes; Syngnathidae
Gene: rp1l1a
Product: rp1 like 1a
Exons: 8
Coding region: 450-7337 (2295 amino acids)
Biological process (GO): axoneme assembly; retina development in camera-type eye; photoreceptor cell development
Cellular component (GO): axoneme
Source: RefSeq, a predicted model, not a curated record